Messenger RNA from Spathaspora passalidarum NRRL Y-27907, 2278 nucleotides. It is a transcript of the gene AAF1, whose product is annotated as C2H2-type transcription factor AAF1. Gene Ontology annotation, molecular function: DNA-binding transcription factor activity. The record is from RefSeq and is a predicted model, not a curated record. Bases 262 to 1674 code for a protein of 470 amino acids. The transcript has 2 exons. NCBI's taxonomy places the organism in Eukaryota, Fungi, Ascomycota, Pichiomycetes, Serinales, Debaryomycetaceae.
GACUUGAAUCACAGUUUACUACCUUUUGCUUUUAUAAUCGGUUUUAAAGUCACUACGUGAAGACAAUUCAGAUUAGAACGUUUUGAAAGUGUAUUUGUUAUUCUUUUGAAUUUGCAACUUAAAAUUUGAAACUUAUCACAUCCUGCCUAAUCUUUAUUUUAAUCUUUUUUUUUUGUCACAAUCAAACCCGGGUUACCGUUAUAACCAAACCCGAUAUACGACUGUUACUCAUCCAUCCAGGAAAAGACUAUACCACCCCAUAUGAUGUCUUCGUAUGAUAAUAACAACACCAACCUGUCGAACUUUCACCAUCCUCAUUAUCCUGGCCAACAAGUUGGAGUACCUCACACAAUGAAGGACAAUGCUUACGAGGGACAACCACGUUACUAUACCAGUCCUAUGGUUAUGCAACAACCCCAACAAGGGUACUUGAUGAACAACCCUAAUGCUCAAUACGGCUUAAACCAACAAAUGAUGUACCCACCACCGCCACCAAUUGCUAAUUAUGCUCAACAAGCGCCACAACAACAACCGCAACAAGCGGCAGUUGCACAACAACAAUCACAACAGGGUGUCAACCAAUACUUUGAUCCAAGUAUGCCAAACAAUUACUUGUUGAUUCAACAACAAAAUCAAGGUAACCUUUCCAUGACUCCAAAUCAAGCUAAUGCAACUCCACAACAAGCAAUGGCUCAAAAUUUCUACAACCCAAGUUACUCCCAGUUUCACCAAGGUGCACAUCCUCACAUUCAACCAACUAAUAUAUCGCACAAGAGUGCCAGUGUUGGUAGUAACCAACAGGUUCCAGGUGGUGCCAAUGCCAAUGCAUCUUCUGCAGCUGCUGGUAAUGCUGUUUCUGCUACAUCCAGUGGCAGUGGCAACAAUGCUACUGCUAAUAACAAUGCAGCUUCUAGUGUAAUAUAUCCAGAUUUCCCAGAAAGACUUCAGCCAUUGUUACCUAUUCCUCCGUUAUCCCGUGCUCCAACCCGCCCUGAUUUGAAUAUGAACCUUUCUCAAAAGAGAGCCAAAAGGAAAUCCAAAUUUACUAAACAACAAGAUGAAAUGAUUGUUUCCUUGAAAAAGAAGGGUAAGUCUUGGGUUGAAAUCGCUGAAAUUACCAAUGUUGGUUCAUACUUGGCUGCUAGAAAUAGAUAUCAAGUUAUUGUUGGCCAACAAGGUAAUAACAACUCCAGUUCUUGGGAUUUAAGAGAUAAGGUCCAUUUACAAGAAAUUUUGGAUGCUGGAGAAUUAGAAAAAUGGAGAUUUAUCAGUAAUGAAUUAAAUAAGUCCUCUAAUAAGAAUUUCACUGAUUUGGAAUGUCGUGAAAUGAUUCGUGAGUUAUUUUGGAGUAACCCUGCAUCAUUUGGUGUCAAUGAAGAGACUAUCAAUGAAUGUUUAAAGGAAAAGAAAUUAACAGAUAAAUCGAUUGAACAACGUGAUCAACAAUUGAAGAAGCGUGCCGAUAUAGUCGAAGGUAAGUUUGUUGACCCCAAGAAGGAACCUGCUGCUAGUGCCAACAAUGCCGGUGUUGACAAGAAAGACCACUAUUACCCUCCACCUUUACCACACCCAUAUCAAAGACAAUAUCAACAGCAACAGGUGCAACAACCACCACCUCAACAACAACCACAACAACAAGUUAAUCAAUUUUCAUAUGGCAAACCUUUCUAUUAAGGAUUGAAUCUUUUUAUUUUUUUUUGCUUUUGAUUCAAUUAUUCACAAUUGCUCAUAUUUUCAAUUCUCGAAACGUUUUAGCUUAUAUUAUCAUUCAAUUCUAUUAUAUAUUGUAUAAAAGGGUAUCAAUAAUUAUCAACCACUUUCGAAUUAUGUAAGCUCCUUGACCAAUCAGAGAGUCUGCUUGACGAUCCUACAAGGCCAAUCCCAUUUCAUAUUCCAUAUGCUUUUUAUUAUACGCUAUAUGUUUCUACUAUACACACCCACUACAAAUUCUUCAACUUUUGCUGGACAACAUCAAUUUUGUCCUGAGGACAUUGCUUCUUAUCAGUUCUGGUACCAACUCUAAUAUCACUUUGAAUUCUCACAACACCAUGCUUAUCAUGCAAAUGCUGGUGGAAUUGUCCAAUCAAGUCCAUUACUUCAUUCCAUGGACCUUCAAUCGUGGUUCCUGCUGAAUGUAAUGUUGUUUCAAGAGGAGAAUCUUGAGCAAGUUUGGUGAUUGCAGUGACUUCAUCGGAAACUGAUGCAGAGCCUGUUCCAAUUGGAAUUAGGCAAACGUCGGCUAAACAAUGGAUUGUUACGGGCAUGUUGUGUCGUCUAU